GCGGCAAACACACGCGCGAGAUACGCUGCGCUAGCGCAUUUAUGCGGUAUACAGUGUUUACGUGAUAUCUUUUUUCGUUUUUACGAAUCAAGGAUUUCACCAGUUUGGUAAAUUGAAUGAAAAUUGUUAUUGAUUACUAUGGAGCUUUGGACGCUUAUUUUAUGCGUUAUACCAACAAUAGUAACACCAAUUACAAUAUCGCCGAAUGGAAAUAGUCCAGAAAUCAAAAUGAUAGGUGGAAUGAUGGUUGACGUACAAAAGGGGUUCUCCCCAAUGGUUCCAAAAACAGUUGAACCAACUAAAACAACGAUUGGGAAGCGAAAACUAAGUACCAACUCUACAAAACUUUCCAUAAAUGAAAGGUACAGACGAUUAAUCCCAUACAUGACGUUUUAUUAUGCAAACGAUUUAGUAACGCCGACUACCGAAGGACACGCGAAGAAUGUGGAAGUUGAAAAAGCAGAGAUCAUAGAAGCAAAAACUAUAGAACACCGUCAACCUAAAAAAAUAGUAUACUCAUCAAAUCGAAAUAUUCCACUAUACCAAGGAAAUAGAUUAACGCAAUAUAACAUUGCCUCUGCGAAUCCAACGAAAUUAUUAUACAAAGAAAUUCCUGUAUACCAGAAUCCACCAAAAAAUACACAAAAUUACAAUCCUCUUCUAUCAGAGCAUAGACUUGUAACGGCUAAUGAAAACUUUGAAUUCGAUAGAUUCCCACAAAAACAAAUUGUUAAAUCGCCAAGUGCUCCAUUUUCUCUUCCUACAAGAAGACCUUAUUUGAGUUCUUUUAACAAUAAUGACGAUUCAGGAAAUAUUCGUUACUAUUACACAGAAAAAGAACAUACUCCAAAAUAUAAGCUGGUACCGUAUGAGCAAACACCACCCGUAAAAGUGCAUCCUCACAAUGAACAACAUGUUUAUACACCACCCAAGUCUCCUACCCCAGUUCCAGUGAUGUUGCCCAAAGAACAAGUUUACAUAAAGCCAAGGCCAGUUCGGCCGCAGUACUUUUACGACGUUCAACAAUCUACAGCUCCAAGAAAGCAGCCAUCGAUUGUUUCAGAGAGCUAUUAUGAAAGACGGCCCCCUCAAGCGCCGGUCGCUCAACCUAUCAUUGAGAGUGGGUUUAAGCCUAUCGUUAGUCACGUGAUAACAACCGAAGCACCUGUAUACACAUCAAGUUUGCCAGAAGAAUCGAUUCGCCACUUCGAAUCCGAGAAACAACAAACAGUGCAAGUUGUUGAGGCGCCGCCGGCUGUUCCUGAUGUUUCGGACUACAAACAAAAUUAUUAUCAAUAUGUUGUUGACCAACCUACUUAUAAGCCCCAAGAACACGUACCACCAAAUACGGUGACGCUCAGUGAUCUUCUGAAUUCUCUGCAAUUGAACAAAUCUAUUCCAAAGCCCAUUACAAAAGAAAACGUGGGAGCCUCAAUAAGAACACUGAUUCAGGUAUUGAAUGCCUUGAGAGCAGCUGCACCCCAGGAAGACUUCGACGAUAUAGUCCAAAGUACGCCUAAACCAUUCAUACCGCCAAACAAAGUCUUGGAACUAACAAAACCCAUAGUAGACGUUACACCAGCGCCUGUCGUCAAUGAUGACGCAGAUUUUCAUGAGGAAUCCUACCUCGCUCCAGUAAAUCCACCAUCUCAACACAUUGACGAGUUCUCGUCAACUGGCAGCACCAGCCAAAGGUUUCCCCUGCGCGUAGAGUCCGACGACGAGGGUGGCACCCCUGGUAGACCCGGCGUGGACUACCCAAUCCUCACCACCAUCCCUCAAACAGCCUUCGACUGUAAGACUCAGAGGUAUAAGGGCUUCUUCGCUGAUCCGGAGACACGGUGCCAGGUAUGGCACUACUGCGACUUAAACGGCGGCCAAGCGUCGUUCCUGUGUCCCAACGGGACGAUCUUCUCCCAAGCAGCGCUGACGUGCGACUGGUGGUUCAACGUGCGAUGCGCGUCCACGACGCAGCUGUAUGUGCUAAAUGAGAGCCUCUACAAGUACAUCUUGCCGCACUCGCCCAAGUUCCCUGAGGAUUAUAGCGGCCCUUUGGUGGAUAAAUACCUGACAUUGAAGUUCAAAGAGAUGGAGGAGCAGUUCAGAAAGAACAAGAACAAGCAGAGCGCCUCUGACAAAAUGGACUCCGGCGAAGAAAGUUCUUCUGAAGACUCCAGCGAGGCUGAAACUGAGAGCAGCAGUGAGGCAGCAGUAGACAUGGCGAAGACGGUUGCAGUUAGUGAGGCCAGCGUCAUCGUGCAGUCACCAGGCGCCAGCGGCAAUGUUGAGAGACUACAAGAUUGAUUGCUUUUACAAAACGUGACGUCACAAUCGUGGACCUCUGUAAUGCGAAUUCCGUAUUUUCUGUUUCUGUCUGUGAAUUUAGCAGUAUGUGUGAGAUAACCUUUUGCACGCACAAUGGUUAAGUGCGGUAAAGCCCAGCUAAAUUAUUUUCCUCUAUCGUUGGUAAUUUUUUACACAGCGACAUCUAGUCCCCAAAUUAAGCAAAAUUUGUACUAUGGAUAUCCCAAGCAAACAUAGUCAUACAUAACUUCUUUUCUGUAAAUACAUAUUAUACAUAGAAACUAUCCAUAUCAUAGAAAUGUAAAGUAAGAUUUCACAGCAUCUGGC
This is a messenger RNA of Ostrinia furnacalis (Asian corn borer), 2631 nucleotides long. RefSeq lists its product as uncharacterized. The record is from RefSeq and is a predicted model, not a curated record. The transcript is spliced from 5 exons. Gene Ontology annotation, molecular function: chitin binding. Gene Ontology annotation, cellular component: extracellular region. Lineage: Eukaryota; Metazoa; Arthropoda; Insecta; Lepidoptera; Crambidae. The coding region runs from base 139 to 2304 and encodes 721 amino acids.